AUGUCCUCGGCCGUGGGGCCCCGAGGUCCUCGCCCACCCACGGUGCCUCCCCCCAUGCAAGAGCUGCCGGACCUGAGCCACCUGACCGAGGAGGAGAGAAACAUCAUCAUGGCAGUGAUGGACCGGCAGAAGGAAGAGGAGGAAAAAGAAGAAGCCAUGCUUAAGUGUGUUGUCAGGGACAUGGCGAAGCCUGCUGCCUGCAAAACACCAAGAAAUGCUGAAAGCCAGCCCCACCAACCUCCACCGAGAUUGCACCAACAGUUUGAAAGCUAUAAAGAACAAGUGAGAAAAAUAGGAGAAGAAGCCAGGCGUUACCAGGGCGAACACAAGGAUGAUGCGCCCACGUGUGGCAUCUGCCACAAAACCAAGUUCGCGGACGGGUGUGGACACCUGUGCUCUUACUGCCGGACCAAGUUCUGUGCGCGCUGCGGAGGCCGCGUGUCCCUGCGGUCCAACAGCGAGGACAAAGUGGUUAUGUGGGUAUGCAAUUUAUGUCGAAAGCAACAAGAAAUCUUAACCAAAUCUGGUGCGUGGUUCUUUGGAAGCGGCCCUCAGCAUCCAAGUCAGGACGGAACCCUGAGUGACACGGCCACAGGUGCUGGAUCUGAGGUUCCCAGAGAAAAGAAGGCACGACUCCAAGAGCGGUCGAGGUCCCAGACACCCUUGAGCACGGCAGCGGCCUCGUCCCAGGACACUGUGCCCCCCAGUGCACCCCCAGACAGAAGCAAAGGGGCAGAUUCUUCACAGCAAGCGUUGGGGCCCGAACAGAAGCAGGCUUCAUCUAGAUCUAGAAGUGAACCUCCAAGAGAGAGGAAGAAGGCCCCGGGGGCGUCGGACCAGAAUGGCAAAGCGGCCCCGAAGGCCGAUCGGAAGCGCGGGCCGAAGACGGCCGCGCAGCCCGGAGAAGGGGCUGCGGAAGACCGGGAGCGGAAAGAAAGGCGGGAAAGCCGCAGGCUGGAGAAGGGGCGAUCCCAGGACUACCCCGACGUGCGGGACGAGCGAGAGGCGGGCCCGGCGGCGGCGGCGGCGGAGAAGCAGCGGAAGGAGGAAGAGUACCAGACCAGGUACCGCAGCGACCCGAACCUGGCGCGGUACCCGGUGAAGCCUCCGCCCGAGGAGCAGCAGAUGCGCAUGCACGCGCGGGUGUCCCGCGCCCGGCACGAGCGGCGCCACAGCGACGUGGCGCUCCCGCACACCGAGGCCGGGCCCGCGGCGCCCGAGAGCCAGGCCGGCCCGCGCGCCCCGGGCCCAGACUCGCCGCGCGCCCGCGCGCCCGAGAGGACCGCGGAGCCCCGGGCGCCCCGGCUCGGGCCGGGCCCCGCGGACGCCCCCGAGCCCCCCGCCCCGGAGCCCCUCAGGAAGCAGAGCCGCCUGGACCCCGGCUCGGCCGUGCUCAUCCGCAAAGCCAAGCGGGAGAAGGUGGAGACCAUGCUGCGGAACGACUCGCUGAGCUCCGACCAGUCCGAGUCCGUGCGCCCCUCGCCGCCCAAGCCGCACCGGUCCCGCAGGGGUGGCAAGAAGCGGCAGAUGUCGGUGAGCAGCUCGGAGGAGGAGGGUGUGUCCACGCCCGAGUACACGAGCUGCGAGGACGUGGAGCUGGAGAGCGAGAGCGUGAGCGAGAAAGGUGACUUGGAUUAUUACUGGCUGGAUCCUGCCACGUGGCAUAGUCGGGAAGCCUCACCUAUUAGUUCGCAUCCUGUAACGUGGCAACCGUCUAAAGAGGGUGAUCGGUUAAUUGGACGUGUUAUUCUUAACAAAAGAACAACCAUGCCCAAAGAAUCAGGUGCAUUACUGGGACUUAAAGUUGUUGGAGGAAAAAUGACUGACUUGGGACGCCUGGGUGCUUUCAUCACCAAAGUCAAGAAGGGUAGCCUUGCGGAUGUUGUUGGCCAUCUAAGAGCAGGGGAUGAAGUUCUAGAAUGGAAUGGUAAACCCCUGCCUGGAGCUACAAAUGAAGAAGUUUACAACAUUAUUUUAGAAUCAAAAUCAGAACCUCAAGUUGAAAUUAUUGUUUCAAGGCCUAUUGGUGACAUUCCCAGGAUUCCUGAGAGCUCUCAUCCUCCACUGGAGUCCAGUUCAAGUUCCUUUGAAUCUCAGAAGAUGGAAAGGCCUUCUAUUUCUGUGAUUUCUCCAACAAGUCCUGGAGCUCUAAAAGAUGCCCCACAAGUGUUACCAGGGCAACUCUCUGUGAAGCUGUGGUAUGACAGAGUGGGGCACCAGCUGAUCGUGAAUGUUCUACAAGCAACAGAUCUACCCCCUAGAGCAGAUGGCCGGCCUAGAAAUCCCUAUGUAAAAAUGUAUUUUCUUCCAGAUAGAAGUGACAAAAGUAAAAGGAGGACCAAAACAGUAAAGAAAGUUCUAGAACCCAAAUGGAACCAAACUUUUGUCUAUUCCCAUGUACAUCGUCGCGAUUUUCGAGAGCGGAUGUUAGAAAUAACUCUGUGGGAUCAACCUAGGGCACAAGAAGAAGAAAGCCAAUUUCUUGGAGAGAUCCUUAUAGAAUUGGAGACAGCACUUUUAGAUGAUGAGCCACACUGGUAUAAACUUCAGACCCAUGAUGAGUCUUCACUACCUCUGCCCCAGCCGUCACCCUUUCUGCCCAGGCGACAUCUUCAUGGAGAAAGCUCUAGCAAAAAGCUCCAACGAUCUCAGCGAAUCAGUGAUAGUGACAUCUCAGAUUAUGAGGUUGAUGAUGGUAUUGGAGUAGUUCCUCCAGUGGGUUAUAGGUCUAGUGCUAGAGAAAUUAAAGCAACCACAUUAACAGUGCCGGAACAGCAAAGAACCACUCACCACCGCUCACGCUCAGUAUCUCCUCAUCGCGGCGAUGAUCAGGGAAGGCCGCGUUCACGUUUACCAAAUGUGCCAUUACAGAGGAGCUUAGAUGAAAUUCAUCCAACCAGAAGAUCACGCUCUCCAACCAGACACCAUGAUGCCUCCCGAAGUCCCAUUGACCAUAGAGCCAGAGAUGUGGACAGUCAAUAUGUAUCUGAACAAGACAGUGAGCUUCUUAUGCUGCCCAGAGCAAAACGAGGACGAAGUGCAGAAUGCCUACAUACUACCAGACAUCUUGUUAAACACUAUAAAUCAUUACCACCCAAGAUGCCUUUAUUACAGAACGGCUCUCACUGGAAUGUCUACAGCUCAAUUCUGCCUGCACAUGCUAAGACCAAAUCAGUGACUAGACAGGACAUUCCCUUUCAUCAUGAAUACUUUAACUCAAGAAAAUUGAGAUUUACUGAUGAAAUACUGGUUAGUGAACUACAGCCCUCGCUUGACAGGGCUAGGAGUGCUAGUACUAACUGCUUGAGACCAGAUACUAGUUUGCAUUCACCAGAACGAGAAAGGGGUAGAUGGUCCCCCUCCCUAGAUAGGAGACGACCUCCUAGCCCCAGGAUUCAAAUCCAGCACGCAUCUCCGGAGAAUGACAGGCACUCCAGAAAGUCUGAAAGAUCUAGCAUCCCAAAACAGACUAGGAAAGGCACUGGCUCUGAUGCGGAAAGGGUUCUCCCACCAUGUCUUUCUAGAAGGGGAUACGCAGCCCCAAGAGCAACUGGUCAAGCAGUCAUUAGGGGAAAACAUCCCGCUCGCUCCAGAUCGAGUGAGCACUCUAGUGUCAGAACUAUGUGUUCUAUGCACCACCUUCCCCCCGGAGGCUCGGCGCCACCUUCUCCACUUCUGACAAGAAUGCAAAGACAAGGAAGUUCCAGCCAAUCUCCCCCAACAGACAGCGGCCUGGGCAGCCGGAGGGGAAGACAGCUUCCACAGGUGCCGGUGAGGAGCGGCAGUAUAGAACAAGCAAGCUUAGUAGUGGAAGAGCGAACGAGACAGAUGAAAAUGAAAGUGCAUCGAUUUAAGCAGACAACAGGGUCUGGUUCUAGUCAAGAACUUGAUCACGAGCAAUAUUCCAAGUAUAACAUACAUAAAGAUCAGUACAGAAGCUGUGAUAACGUCUCUGCCAAAUCAUCAGAUAGCGAUGUCAGUGAUGUGUCCGCCAUUUCUCGAACCAGCAGUGCCUCACGCCUCAGCAGCACAAGCUUUAUGUCAGAGCAAUCUGAGCGCCCCAGGGGAAGGAUCAGUUCAUUUACCCCCAAAAUGCAAGGCAGACGGAUGGGGACAUCAGGAAGAGCCAUCACGAAGAGCACCAGUGUGAGUGGAGAGAUGUACACACUGGAGCACAAUGAUGGCAGCCAGUCAGACACAGCUGUGGGUACGGUUGGAGCAGGUGGGAAGAAACGGAGAUCCAGCCUGAGUGCCAAAGUGGUGGCCAUUGUUUCUCGAAGAAGUCGAAGCACAUCCCAACUUAGCCAAACAGAGUCAGGACACAAGAAGUUAAAAAGCACCAUUCAGAGAAGCACAGAAACGGGCAUGGCAGCGGAAAUGAGGAAGAUGGUGAGACAGCCAAGCCGGGAGUCUACUGAUGGCAGCAUCAACAGCUACAGCUCAGAGGGAAACUUAAUAUUUCCUGGAGUGCGACUGGGUGCUGACAGCCAGUUCAGCGAUUUUCUUGAUGGACUGGGUCCCGCCCAGCUGGUUGGACGCCAAACCCUCGCCACCCCUGCGAUGGGUGAUAUACAAAUUGGAAUGGAAGAUAAAAAGGGCCAGUUAGAAGUAGAAGUCAUUAGAGCACGAAGCCUCACACAAAAACCUGGUUCCAAAUCUACACCUGCUCCUUAUGUCAAAGUCUAUCUUUUGGAAAAUGGAGCCUGUAUAGCCAAAAAGAAGACAAGAAUUGCACGGAAAACUCUUGAUCCUUUGUAUCAACAGUCCUUGGUUUUUGAUGAAAGUCCACAGGGAAAAGUUCUUCAGGUGAUCGUGUGGGGAGACUAUGGCAGAAUGGACCACAAAUGCUUUAUGGGUGUGGCUCAAAUCUUACUGGAAGAACUGGAUCUGUCCAGCAUGGUGAUUGGAUGGUACAAAUUGUUCCCGCCCUCAUCACUGGUGGAUCCCACACUCACUCCCCUGACCCGUCGGGCUUCCCAAUCUUCUCUGGAAAGUUCAACUGGGCCUCCCUGCAUCCGAUCAUAG
Messenger RNA from Dipodomys spectabilis (banner-tailed kangaroo rat), 5025 nucleotides. RefSeq names its product regulating synaptic membrane exocytosis 1 (gene Rims1). Gene Ontology annotation, cellular component: cytoskeleton of presynaptic active zone; presynaptic membrane. Gene Ontology annotation, molecular function: small GTPase binding; transmembrane transporter binding. The transcript is spliced from 34 exons. The coding region runs from base 1 to 5025 and encodes 1674 amino acids. The record is from RefSeq and is a predicted model, not a curated record. Lineage: Eukaryota; Metazoa; Chordata; Mammalia; Rodentia; Heteromyidae. Gene Ontology annotation, biological process: regulation of synaptic plasticity; calcium ion-regulated exocytosis of neurotransmitter; intracellular protein transport.